UGUGUGUGUCAUUGGCACGCACACACACACACACACACUGACUGCAUGGAGGGUGUGGGGUGGUGUGUACUCUGUGUGUGUUGACUGACUGGGUGAUACGAUAGCUGGCUGAUUGACAUGACAGCAGAGAGACAAACAGACAGAGGUCACAUAACUGAAAGCAGGCAGCGUCGGGUGGCAAACGCCGAGUAAGUUCUCACAAAAAGAUAGUCGCAUCGCAUCCACCACACCACACCACACCACACCACGCACAGCUGGUGGGUCGCCAUGACGUGAGCAGAGGAGGCUAUGGGGAGUCAGAUAGCUCUGAUGAUGGCACGGUGCAGUUGUGGAGCCUGCAGGGGCGCUAUCGAUAGAUCGGUGUGUGGUUGACUAAGAGAGACAUGUGCAGCAAGCAAAGCACUGUCAGAGACCAAUCAUGUCGUACGUAGGCCAUGCUUCGUGACAUGAAUGAACCACUACUCGCUGAGGUGGGUGGAUGUUGUGUCCAAACAUCCACGGACGUGUGGUCCAUCGCAGUCAGUCAAACGAACCGGUUCAUAUAAAACGUAGAAGCAGGCAGCAUCGGGUCGGGUGGCAAACGAACGCCAAGUACUCACUCACCAAUAAAUAGUCGCAUCCACCACACCACACCACGCACACUCUCACGCACCGCACCGCAUGCAGACACACACACUCACUCACAGAGAGCAAUUAAGUACAUCUACAGUCAUGUUGAGCGAAUUGUCACGGUGUUGGACGGUUUGCCUUUGGUGCCGUCGGCCAUCAGGGGCACCACUUGCCACACACAGCACUCUGCAGCACUGCCCUCGCUCUCCUCCACGCUGUUCCUGACGGCCUCGACCAAAUCGACCAACUCACUCGUCGACACACCGUCCUCAAAAUGCUUUUUCUCCACUUGCCGCGUCACCGUCAUGGGGGCGCCCUCACGCUCGCCCACCAGCACCUCCCACCCCACCACACCCGUGGCACCGUUCCUAUCGACAGACAUCAAAGACACACACACAGAGAUAGACGCGUUCAUUGGAGUCAGUCAGUGCACUCACUCAUUGAAUGUAUCUAUCGUGUCUGUCGUACCGCACUCACUGCCCACGCUCACUCACCAGCUGAAGUGCAGCGACGGGCUGGUUGCCACAGCGGUGCUGCCAUGGCCACUACCAUUGUCUUGGUUGGCCACCAUUAGUGUGGGCGGCUCGGCCGGCUCCCCUUGCCACCGAUGCCGCGUGGCUCGAUAGGACGAGCCGUGCACAAACUGCAUCUCCAGCACCUUGCUGCUGGUCUGGGGGUCGAUCUCGGUGUAGAAGGGCAUCAGCGGCUUCCCGAUACCGCCCCAGUCUAUCGCGUAGUUGCCGUUGUCCAGCAGCUGGGAGCUGCCCGUCGCCCACGUGUAUAAGUCCGGCGAGUGCCGGUACUCCCACACCUGUGUGGCUGUCAUGGCGGCCUCGUCAACGCGGUAGCUGACGGCUCGUGAGUACUCGGGAACGUCACGCGGACCGUUGUCAUACAUCGUCAGCAGCAGAGUGCCAUUGUCUUGGGUCAAGAGCCGGACAUCGUGUUGGAAUGAAAAGGGCCGCGAUUGGUUGAUGAAAAUGAAGUCGUUGAACCCCUCCUUGCCUCCCAGGCGCCACAGGAUGGUCCCUGUGUCUCGCGACACCUUGACGACGCCCAGCAUCCGCAGCGACAUGAUGAUGUGCCCGUCGCUGGACCAAUCCACUGAGUUGACGUGCGCCUGACCGAACCGACCACACAUUCACAGAGGGACGAAGGGAGGAUACAGUACACACACGAUCGAAGCCCAAAAUACCCCUAUCCUCAUCCAGUUCUCACUCACAAGGUCCCAGAAGGGGAAUUGCUGUGCGGCAAUGGUGUAUGUGUUCCGCGUGUGGAAGAGUGCAUCGGGCAGCUUGAUCCCGUCCCACGACCGCCACUCGUAGACCACGUUCCCCUCUGCGUCGAGCUCCUGCACGAUGGCCCCGGCGAGCGUCUUGGUGGUCGAUUCGCCCCAUAUGCUGGGAAGCUCCUCCAGCGGCAGGCCGUGUUCUUUCAUGGCGGCCUCGUGUGGCUGCAGGUCCACUGGCUGGAUGUCGUAGGCCAUCAGCAGCACAUGCCCGUCCUCGCGCAAGUGGAUGCCGUGCAGCUCUGCUUCGUACCUGCACACCACACAGCCAAGGCAAGCAGACAGAGCAGACAGGGCCCGGCCCGUGUGUGUAUGCGAUGCGUGUCUGAGGGCAGGGCAGCCAGGCCAGCAGCCACUCCCACUCACUCACCCACCCCUCCCCACCCAUGGCCAGGUCGGUGUGUCUUGACCUCCGUGUACGAUUUGUCAAGCUCCACAUACAGCAGCCGCCGCUCGUCGAAGUAAGUGAGGUGCCCCGUCCGCUGCUGCACAGUGAAGUCCGCAUGGCCGAUUCGCUGCGGGUGGUCCUGCCGCUCCAGCCGCCGAUGGAACACCGGCUCGCCUGAGUCGUCCAGUAUCAGUAGGUAGGGGGCGAAGCCAGGGGCAGUGGCAUUGUCGCCCUCCACCAGAGUUCGCAGGAUGAUGUUGGCUGCGAAGAUGUAGCCCUCUGCUGUCGCCCCCCUCUUGGCUGGCACCGUGACGUUGACCAGAGGGAAGUCAGAGGGAAGCGUGAUAAACGAGCUGGGAGGGGAGAUGAAGCUCUGCGUGGCCGCGGCCUUCUCUGCCGAUGAUGCCUGCUGCUGGUGCUGCUGAUAUGUUGGCUGUGGCUGCUCCGUCAGUCUGCGCAGCUUGUCACCAGACUCCUUCGGCGACACGGUGAACCUCCAAGUGUAUCCCUCCAGCACGGUGACAGCUUCGUUCGCCUCUUUGACGCGCAGCCCAGGCUUGACGUGGACCGUGACGGUCUCGCCCGCUGCGAAAGGCGACGAGGGCUCGAAGAUGACCAUGCUGCCCCCCUCAACCAGCUUCACAGAGCCAUCACACCCACCACUCUCAGAACCUGCAAACAGGCGAAAAGAAUAGGCACAGCGCUGGAGUGCUGCACACAAAGAUCGGUGUAGAUAGUCGCUGGCUGACCGUGUACUGUCAUGCCGGGCCCAUCCGAAGCGCCCCUCUCCACGUUGGCGAGCGACAAGGUGGCCGAGUCACCGAUGCCGCCCACACGAAGGGACACGGUGGUGUAUGGCGAGACGAGUGAGGCUUCGGGCCGUGGAUUGAUGUAGCGAAAGGGGCUCGGUGAGGGUGAGGCCCGGGAUUUCCUCGCGUCUUCGUUUUCCUCCCGAAUGAGAGACCUCUUGGCGUUUGCUGGUGCUGCUGGUGUUGGUGCUGCUGGUGUGGCUGCGGUCGUUUCUAAGGGGUACAGAGUCAUGGCGACAGCCAGGAGCAUGGCCAGAUGGGGGACAAUUGUCAUCGCUGCUCAUCUCACUCCUAG
This is a messenger RNA of Vitrella brassicaformis, 3389 nucleotides long. Lineage: Eukaryota; Vitrellaceae. The record is from the annotation of a GenBank genome assembly.